UUCUUCUCAGCACAGGGCUCACCAUUGCUCUACAACUCAGGAGAGCAACGGCGAGCCCACCUUGAGGAGAGGAUGGUCCUAAACAAAGCUCUGGUUUUGGUAGCGCUGGCCCUGACCACCAUGACUGGCACCUGUGGCGGUGAAGACAUUGUCGCUGACCACAUUGCCUCCUAUGGCACAAACGUCUACCAGUCUUAUGGUUCCUCUGGCCAGUACAGCCAUGAAUUUGAUGGAGACGAGGAGUUCUACGUGGACCUGGAGAAGAAGGAGACUGUCUGGCAGUUGCCUGAGUUUAGCACAUUUAGAACUUUUGACCCACAGGGUGCACUGAGAAACAUAGCUGUACUAAAACACAACUUGGAAAUCGUGAUUAAACGUUCCAACUCUACUGCUGCUACCAACGAAGUUCCUGAAGUGACUGUAUUCCCCAAAUUUUCUGUGACACUGGGCCAGCCCAACCUCCUCAUCUGUCUUGUGGACAACAUCUUUCCUCCCGUGGUCAACAUCACAUGGUUGCGCAAUGGGCACUCAGUCACAGAAGGUGUUUCCGAAACCAGCUUCCUCUCUAAGAGUGAUCAUGCCUUCCUCAAGAUCAGUCAUCUAACCUUCCUCCCUUCUGCUGAUGAUAUUUAUGACUGCAAGGUGGAGCACUGGGGCCUGAAAGAGCCACUUCUGAAGCACUGGGAACCUGAGAUCCCAACCCCUAUGUCGGAGCUGACAGAGACUGUGGUCUGUGCCCUGGGUUUGGCUGUGGGCCUCGUGGGCAUCGUGGUGGGCACUGUCCUCAUCAUCCGAGGCCUGCGCUCAGGACGUGCCUCCAGACACCAAGGGGCCUUGUGAGUCGUGCCCUAGAAGAGGGCAAGGUACGUUGUCCAUCUACAACAGAAGAAGAGUGGACUUGCCAGAUGACCUAGCACUCCUUUCUGACCCAGUUCAUCAUUUUCCUUCCUUCCUCCAAAUGUUCCUCCUCUCACCUCCUCCCCAGGACUUAAGGUGCUGUAUCCCCUCAGGACUCCUCUGCGCUCUCCCCCAACCUCCUCAUUUUUUUUUCUCGCUUGUUACCUAUGGUGGAGAUCUCUGGUUAUUACACCCAGCUAUCUAAUCCCUCAGUAUUCUUGAUCCAAUAUCCCAUGGAGGCAAUAAAUCUCCCUUUGUGAGGUCUUUUAUUGAA
Messenger RNA from Choloepus didactylus (southern two-toed sloth), 1171 nucleotides. RefSeq names its product HLA class II histocompatibility antigen, DQ alpha 2 chain-like. Gene Ontology annotation, cellular component: MHC class II protein complex; membrane. The coding region runs from base 73 to 840 and encodes 255 amino acids. Gene Ontology annotation, biological process: antigen processing and presentation of exogenous peptide antigen via MHC class II; peptide antigen assembly with MHC class II protein complex; positive regulation of T cell activation. The transcript is spliced from 5 exons. Gene Ontology annotation, molecular function: MHC class II protein complex binding. The record is from RefSeq and is a predicted model, not a curated record. Lineage: Eukaryota; Metazoa; Chordata; Mammalia; Pilosa; Megalonychidae.